AUGAAAGUAAAGUGCUCGGGCUCUCAGCCUUGCGCGCGAUGUGCUCGCAAGAAAGCGCAAUGCCAUUUUCCUGCUGAGGAUAUACGGAUAUCUGUUUCUGAGCGUUAUCUCCGACAUCUUGAACAGCAAUUGUCUCAAAGUAAGCGUUCUUCACCACAGGAUGUCCCCGCCGAGCCCACGCCACCGGCUACCGAUAGCGACAUUCCUUUACCAAUUACUCCUCAGAACCCCUUAACCUUGGACAAUCGAUCCCAUGUUGGUUGGAGAGAUUUAGAAGGCGGAGAAGAGGAGUAUCAUCUCAUUUCCCGAGAUCGACUUAUUGCGACCGAGCAGCAUGUGGGAGGUGACCCUGACAUUGAGAAUGAUGGGCAUAGGUCGAGGUUCUCCAGGAAUCCAUUGGUGGAUAAAAAUCCAUCGUUCCAAAAGACACCCGAUGGGCGCUUUUGGUAUAUGGGACCAACAUCUUCAUGGUCCUUCUGCCGUCGCGUCCUGGAACUCAUAGGGAGACGAGUUCCUGAAUCAAACUCGCCUCCUGAUCCGUUCCAUUUAGAUGGGAUGGCCUUCAAGCUACAGUGGCGUCCAGCCGCACUAGAUGAUGAGCCUGAUGUUUCGAACCUCCCGCCACUUGACUACGCCUUGUUUCUGUUCAACACGGUCAAAUUCUAUUUUGGUUUCUUGUCUUUCAUGAUUGAUGAAGAUCUUUACCUGCGGGACCUUCAUGAGUUCUAUAAAGAUCCAGCUGCAAAGGCCGCCGCUUCAAGGUAUUGGUAUGCCCAGUACCUCCUGGUACUUGCUUUUGGAAAGUCAUUCCUUUCCCAUAAAAAUCCGUCGGGAAUCCCGCCAGGGUACCAAUAUGCUGCAAGAGCAAUGGCAUUACUGCCAGAUCUUUCUGGGAUGCAUGUCGAUCCAUUGACAUGCAUCCAAGCUCUCGCUUUAGGAGCUGUCUAUCUACAGUCCAUCGACAUGAGGCGAGCCGCAUUCCAGCACAUUGGGCAUGCUCUCCGUGGCUGCAUCAUUGAGGGAAUCCAUCGACAUGUACCAGAGGAUUUGGCUGGGCCAGAACUCUCUCGCCGCUGCAGGACCAUAUUCUGGGUCGUAUAUAUGCUCGACCGGGAGUUUUCCGCUUUAAUAGGAGCCCCAAGCUCCAUUCGAGAUGAAGACAUCACAGUGAUGCUGCCAGCCGAGGUCGAAGAUUCGGUCGAGCACAUUAACCUUACGUUGCAUGUCCGUCUGUCUCGGUUGAUGGCGCAAAUAUUAUCAACUGUUUAUGGAGUCGGCGAUGAGUUCAACGGAUCUCUUGUGAGAAAUACCCAAACACUUCUUCACAGCAUGGCCGAGCUCUCCCACGACCUUACGGCAUUUCUCAAUACACAUUUCCACGGACUGAUAAGUCGAGCAUCCAAAAUGGCAAUCAGGCUGAUGCUAGCACACCAUCAUUGUGUUGUCCUUACAACACGCCCUCUGGUCAUGUGUGCCCUUCAGAUGCACAUCGAGCGCGCUGAAAGGCAACGAUCGCCAACCAUAUCACUCUCUCACCCUGUAUCGUCUUUGCUGCAGUGCUGCGCAGAUUCUGCCCAGACAAUCCUCCAGACUCUCCAGACACUAGCCGACGACGACUUGAUUGAUGCCUUCCUCCCAUUCCAGAUCGAAGACGCAUCUUCUUCAGCCUUCGUCCUUUACCUGAUCCGAGCCAUCGCCCCAUCUCUCAUCCCAAAUAGCACCUGGUGUGACAACUUGGAAUGUGUGCUCGACAAACUCAUAGCGAAAGGAAACCUUGCUGCGCCUCUCCGCAGACGUGAGUUGAAACAGCUGGAGCAAAUUCUGGCACCGCUGACUCCCAUGUCCACCGAUACACCGGAAACGACGCCGCUUCAAGAUACUCAUGAAGAAAUUGAUGCCUUUGAGCAUAUAGACGUUGGCGAUGAGUUUGAAUGGGAUCUUCUCGGGCUCAACCCGUCAGUGAGCCUUCCGCCGCGAGAAUUGCUGGACUUGGCGGACCAAUUGGAUAUUGAAAGUAUUAUGCGCUCAGUUGGCGGCGGUUGUGUUGGGUAA
This is a messenger RNA of Penicillium chermesinum, 2052 nucleotides long. RefSeq names its product Zn(II)2Cys6 transcription factor. Gene Ontology annotation, biological process: DNA-templated transcription; positive regulation of transcription by RNA polymerase II. Gene Ontology annotation, cellular component: nucleus. The transcript is spliced from 7 exons. The record is from RefSeq and is a predicted model, not a curated record. Bases 1 to 2052 code for a protein of 683 amino acids. Lineage: Eukaryota; Fungi; Ascomycota; Eurotiomycetes; Eurotiales; Aspergillaceae. Gene Ontology annotation, molecular function: DNA-binding transcription factor activity, RNA polymerase II-specific; zinc ion binding; sequence-specific DNA binding.